This is a messenger RNA of Drosophila willistoni, 4174 nucleotides long. RefSeq names its product nephrin. Gene Ontology annotation, biological process: cell-cell adhesion. Gene Ontology annotation, molecular function: cell adhesion molecule binding. The coding region runs from base 371 to 4123 and encodes 1250 amino acids. NCBI's taxonomy places the organism in Eukaryota, Metazoa, Arthropoda, Insecta, Diptera, Drosophilidae. The transcript is spliced from 12 exons. Gene Ontology annotation, cellular component: cell-cell junction. The record is from RefSeq and is a predicted model, not a curated record.
AGGCGCAUUGACGUAGUCGCGUACGAAUAUUUAGUCCAAACGAAUUGAAAUCGAAACGUAAAACAAGAAAAAAGGCGCAUCUGAAUAUCAAAAUACAUGCAACUCGAUCAACAGUUUGUCAAACAAAAAAAAGAAUUAUAUAUAUCUAACGAUAUUUUAGUGGGUGAUUUUGUGUGUGGUCUAUGUUUAUGUGUAUGUGUGUGUGUUUAGUGCAUAUAUCAAGAUGUGCGAGUCAAUAAUUAAACAGUAUAACUAUCUGUAAUUAAUUUUAAAAUAAUAAUAAUAACUUGAAAUUAUAAAAGACGGAAAAAGAAGUAACAAACCAAAAUCAACUAAAACCAACACUGAGACGCGAGAGGCGAGCAACAAAAUGCAAUUGUGGAUAACUUUGACAUUUGUCUGGCUUUUGGUUGCCGCCAUCAGCUGCAGCAAUGCCAGGGUAGAGGCUCAGGCUCAGGCACCGCCAUCGGCAUCGGCAUCGACAGCGACAGCGACUGCAACUACUGCGACUAGUCUACCCGCUGUGCAAAAGUUUCGCAUUACCCCACACGAUCUGCAAAUACUUGAGGGUACGGACACUCUAUUACGUUGUGAGGUUGCCUCGCGUUCGGGUAAGGUACAAUGGACUAAAGAUGGUUUUGCAUUGGGAUUCUCGGCGGUUAUACCCGGAUUUCCACGCUAUUCCGUGCUUGUGGAUGCUAAGCAUGGCAUUUACAACCUUCAAAUCAAGAAUGCCACUCUUGAGGAUGAUGCUGAGUAUCAAUGUCAGGUGGGUCCUGCAGCUGGUAAUCCAGCCAUCAGAGCAAACGCCAAAUUGAGUAUAGUGGCCGCUCCCAGCACCAUUAUGAUUGAGGGCUAUGCACGUAAUGCCAAAGUAGAGGUGGUAGAGAAACAGAAUCUAACUCUGAAAUGCAUAGCAGAAAAUGCCAAUCCGGCAGCGGAAAUAGUCUGGUAUCAGGGCGAUGUGCCAGUUGAUAUAGUGCCCUUGGUGUCGAUCAAUCAAACGGCGGCCAAAAGAUUCACCACAAGUUCGAUAUUGCAUUUACAACCACAUUCAGAGGAUGACUACAGGGAAUAUUCGUGUGAGGCACGUCAUAAGGCUUUGCCACCAGAUGUGCCCAUGCGGGCACAAGUUCAACUCUCUGUCCUAUACCCACCUGGUCCACCAUUUUUUGAGGGUUACAGUCAGGGUGAAACUGUGCGCCGUGGCCAACAAAUGGCUAUCGCUUGCCGCAGUCGUGGUGGCAAUCCACCAGCUCAGUUGAUUUGGUAUCGCAAUGGUGUGGCCAUUAAUUCACCGCAACGCACUUCGGGCCGUCUAUCGGAGAAUGUAUAUAAAUUUACCGCCUCAUCGGAGGAUAAUGGUGCCAAUUUGGUUUGUGAAGCGAAAAAUUUGCUUUCGACUACGCCCUUGAGAGCCGAACUCAAUUUAACAGUGUUAUAUGCCCCCAAAGAUGUAUACCUGAGUGGUGCCACUCAGGCUAAAGUUGGAGAUUCUGUGCAACUGAGUUGUGUUACUGCCCCAUCGAAUCCUGCUGCCAGUAUAACCUGGACAUUGAAUGGUCGUCCCUUUAACAAUAGCAGCUAUAAGACUACAUCCAGCACAGAUGGUGGAUGGGUCAGUAGUUCCAAUAUAUCAUUUAGCAUCGAUACCCAGAGUCGCACCUUUUUAGCUGUUUGUCAUGCGCUCAAUAAAGAGUUGACACAAAAUGUCAUAGGAUCCCAUACAGUUAAUGUUCUAUAUCCUCCCUCACCACCUUUGGUGACUGGUUAUAAUGAUGGAGAUAUUCUAGUCUCUGGCUCCAUACUUAAACUUCAAUGUAGCUCAGCGGGUGGCAAUCCUCCACCUUCCCUGCAGUGGUAUAAAAAUGACAAACGCUUGAAUGCCGCCUCGAAAGUGUUGGAUAAUAAGAUCAUUUCAGAAUUAUCACUACUGAUUAAUGCCUCUGACAACAAUGCGAUAUACAAGUGUGAAGUACAGAAUGCCGCCAUUGAUAUACCACUAUUUGCCACCAAAACUUUGGGAGUUCAUUUCCCCCCAGAAACGGUAAAAAUCAGUGUGCUCCCACGUAAUCUGGUGCCUGGCUUACGAGCCAAACUUAUCUGUGACUCUAGCUCCAGCAAUCCGCCAGCUAAAAUCAGUUGGUGGAAGGAUGGCAUUCCCGUGGAAGGUGUCAAUUUGGCCAACAAACCAGGUCUCUGGGGUGGUUCGGUAUCUACACUGGAAAUGUCUGUGAAUAUAACUCAAGAUCUUGAUGGCAUUGUCUACACUUGCCAGAGUCAUAAUGAAGUCUUGCAACGCAGCGUCCAUGAGACCAUCAGCUUAGACAUUCUCUAUCCACCCAAAUUUGAGGCAAGUCAGUCAACCAGUUUUAUGGGCAUUGAGGGUUCUCCUUUGCAAGUGGAACUUGUGGCCAACGGCAAUCCCAUGAUAAUAACCUAUACCUGGACUAAAGAUGGUUUACCCAUCAGCAAAGAUCCGCUUAGUGGUCAGCGUUUGAUUUCGGAUGGUUCUAGACUUAAUAUCAGUAAACUCAACCGCAAUGAUGCUGGAGUCUAUUUGUGUGAAGCUAGUAACAGUCAGGGCAGUGCAUUGAUAGAGAUUCAAAUAAUGGUUGAAUAUGCUCCAACCAUUACGUCAGUUAGUGAAGGACAAAGCUUCAUGGCUGGUGAACAGGCCGUUUUGGCCUGUCAUAUUCAGGCGCGACCUUUAGAGGCUUCUUAUGUCAGAUGGUCCAGGGAGGGCUAUGAUCUCGCCUCGCGUACUGUAGCGAGUUUUGAGAAUGGAACUGCCUAUCUGCAGAUUGAAAAUGUGCAACGUAGUGAUAUUGGUAAUUUCACUUGCAUCGUAGAUAAUCAUCGAGGAGCCGUUGCUGCUCACAAUGUCCUUCUGGUGGUGCAAACUGCUCCUGAAAUUGAGCAUUCACCGAGUUUCACACGUUUUGCUGCUCGUCCUGGCGUGCGUGCCCAGCUUAUAUGCCGCGCCUUGGCUUCACCGCAACCGAGUUUCAUUUGGCGACGUCAUGGCAAGGAUCUGAAGAUGCAACGUAGACAGAAAUUCAAGAGUAUAGAACGACAGGUAGAUGCCCUGAUCUAUGAGUCUGCCCUACUGAUUGAGAAUACUGCUGCCGAUGACUAUGGCCAUUAUGAGUGUGUGGUGCGUAAUAAUCUGGGACAAGCUAGUGCCACUUUAGAAUUCAGUAAGCCGACACGUCCGGAUGUUCCCCUUCAGCUGAGAGUGGGCAAUGUGAGUGAUACGGGUGUGGAGUUAAUGUGGAUUCCCGGUUUCGAUGGCGGCAUGCAGGUUUACUAUCGCCUACGGUUCCGUCAACAUGGCGAUGGUGAUAAAUAUAAGUAUGUUGAUGCCAAGCCAGGACAUCAGAAUAUGACUUUGGAUGGCCUUAAACCGGGUGCCACCUAUUAUUUCUCUGUGAUGGCUGCCAAUGAGGCAGGUGGCAGUAAAUUUAUACCCGACAUCAAAUUAACUAUGGGCAAAGGAUCGCAACCUCACUCAGCGGAGUAUACAGAGAAGGAUGAAUUGCCCAAUGUAAUGAUAAUUGGCAUUACCUCGGCUGCCAUGGUCCUGCUAGUACUUAAUGCCGCUCUGGUGGCUUGGUUUGUCAUCAGACGUCAGAAUAAGUCCCAAGGUGAAACCGAACCCAGCAACGAUGAUGUCUACUCCAAGGAUGACAAUCAAUCUGUUUAUAAGCUACCCAUCACUGCAUUGCAGGCGGAUGUCCAAAAGAAGACAGCCGCCUCCACAUAUCUUGUGGAGAAUGUUGACAUCAUACAAUCGACUGCGUAUCCACCUAAAUAUCAAGAGAGUUCCAUGUGUACACCUCCCUAUCCGUUAUGUAAUCCUGACUUUACUCGCACUCUACCCAAUCCGAAGCGUCAUAGUCAGCGUAAUAGUGCCACAGGCUUAAUUGAGGGCAUGCCAAUGCGUUCAAAAGAUGAUCAUAUGUUGAUCUCGAAUGGUCUCUAUAUACCAUCACCAUCGCCUGCCUCAUCUUUGGUAAUCAAAGGCAGUUACAUAUCCUCGCCAUCGCCAGCGCCCCCAGCUGAUGGUUCUUAUUUCAAUAUGAGUGACAAAUACAUGUCCUAUCCGCCGGUGACUUACUAGGCCGUCAACCGUGCAACAACAUUUGCGUUCUUCAAAGACAAACCACAGCAG